AUGCGCUUCAGCUUCGCCCUCCCCAUCGCCCUAUUGGGUCUUACUGCCACAGUCGCCGCGGCGCCCUCACAACAAUCACCCAACGCAGCAUCACCGCCAGUCGUCGCUAAGCGCGCAGACACCAAGUACUUCCACGAACCCUGCUGCGGCGAGGAGCUGGGCCACUACGACAUCCGCUACUUCACCGAGGCUGUCCCCUACGACGAGCACCGCGUCGUCCUGCGCAACCUCAUCCGCUCUUACCUCACCAUCACCAAGAAGCUCAACAUCGAGACAUGGCUCGCCCACGGCACCCUGCUCGGCUGGUGGUGGAAUGGUAAGAUCAUGCCCUGGGACUACGAUCUCGAUGUUCAGGUCUCUACUGCAACUCUCUACUGGCUUGGCCAGAACAUGAACCGUACCGAGCACGAGUACGAGUGGACCGACGCCGAGGGCAACCCCCAGAAGGACCGCUACCUGCUUGACGUCAACCCCCACGGCACCGACAAGGACCGUGGCGACGGCCAGAACAUCAUCGACGCCCGCUGGAUCAACAUGGCCAACGGUGCUUUUGUCGACAUCACCGGUUUGGCUGAGCGCGAUCCCUCUGGCAUGCCCGGCGUCUGGAGCUGCAAGAACUACCACCGCUACCGCACCACCGAUCUCUUCCCCAUGCGCGAGACUGAAUUCGAGGGUGUUCCCGCCAUCAUUCCCUACAGCUUCGAGCGCAUCCUCUCCGAGGAGUACGGUACCAAGAGUCUGGUCACUACUGAAUGGCAAGGACACAGGUGGGAACCUGAACAGAAGGAGUGGCUCAAGGUGCAGCAGUCCUCCUAG
This is a messenger RNA of Colletotrichum siamense, 816 nucleotides long. RefSeq names its product Protein MNN4 (gene MNN4). NCBI's taxonomy places the organism in Eukaryota, Fungi, Ascomycota, Sordariomycetes, Glomerellales, Glomerellaceae. Bases 1 to 816 code for a protein of 271 amino acids. The transcript has 2 exons. The record is from RefSeq and is a predicted model, not a curated record.